This is a messenger RNA of Rosa chinensis, 1721 nucleotides long. RefSeq names its product rhomboid-like protein 14, mitochondrial. The record is from RefSeq and is a predicted model, not a curated record. Bases 16 to 1170 code for a protein of 384 amino acids. Gene Ontology annotation, cellular component: membrane. Gene Ontology annotation, molecular function: serine-type endopeptidase activity. NCBI's taxonomy places the organism in Eukaryota, Viridiplantae, Streptophyta, Magnoliopsida, Rosales, Rosaceae. The transcript has 2 exons.
UUGGGGCAUGAUGCAAUGGGCCGGGUCACGCAUACGAAUAAAAGGACUCAGCAGAAGAAAUUAGAGAAAAGAAAAAGGAAAACCGCGAAGCGUCUGGACUCUCUGGAAUGUGCUUGUCGUGAACAAGGAGGCAAAUCCAAAUCGAAGAUCAAAUCGGAAACCCUAAACACGAUGGAGAGAAGAGGAUCCCGAUCCAACGGAAUGUUGCCGCUGCUCGCACUCCACGCCGCCAGCGAGUAUUACAGGCUCGACAGGAAGCCUCCCGUCACCGCCGCACUCAUUGCCGCCAAUUCUCUCGUCUACUUACGCCCCGCCUUCCUCGAACCCAUUCUCCCUUCCAUUCACGACGUCUGGUUCAACCCUCACCUCAUCCUCAAGAAUAAGGACUUGAAGCGGUUCUUGCUGUCACCGUUUUACCAUGUGGGAGAGUCUCAUCUGGUUUACAACAUGCUCUCGCUUUUAUGGAAGGGAAUCAAGUUGGAGUCCUCCAUGGAUAGUGCUGAGUUUGCAUCCAUGGUUGCUGUGCUACUCGGUAUGUCCCAAGGGAUCACACUGCUGCUUUCGAAAGCGCUGCUGGUUUUGUUUGACUAUGAGAAGGCUUAUUAUUCCGAAUACGCUGUUGGGUUUUCUGGGGUGAUAUUUGCAAUGAAGGUGGUUCUCAAUUCGCAGUCCGGAAACUAUAGUUAUGUUCAUGGAAUUCCGAUGCCGUCGCGUUAUGCUGCUUGGGCCGAGUUGGUUCUUAUCCAGAUGUUGGUGCCUGGUGUGUCUUUCAUUGGUCAUUUGGGUGGGAUGCUUGCCGGGUUUCUGUAUCUCCGAUUGAGGAGUGCAUAUUCGGGCUCAGACCCACUUACUUUAGUUCUCAGAGGUGUUACUAAUGUACUAGAAUUGCCUAUGCGGUUUUUAAGAAGAGUGCUUCCAUUCAGACGGAGGCAGGUAUCUGGUAGAGGGCCGGUUGGUGGGAGUCGUAGAGGAAUAGCUUUGGCGGAUUGGAGGUGCAGUGCUUGUACAUAUGAAAACUCUGGUUGGUUGGAUGCAUGUGAAAUGUGUGGCACAAAUAGGAAUGACAAUGGCAAUCGCAAUCCCAUGGCGUCGCAUCCUUUGCCACAAUAUUCGCGUGACCUUACUUUGGAAGAAUUAAGGCAGCUAAGGUUGGAAAGAUUUGGUAGAUGAUAGGGUCUUGACUCUGGAGCGUUGCCUCAAGUAGUCAACCCUAGCAGAGGGUGAAUAAAAUUACAGUCAUCAUAGGGUCUGUCAUCACUGUUGUUAUGCUGUUUGUAUCAAGUCAUUCAGUUGGAAAUCUGAACAAUCAAGUCAUUGUCUUGGACUUAUUAGUGUAGCCUACUUGUGUUUGUUCAAUUAUUAUGGUGAACUUUCAUUCUUUUAAUUGUUGAUCACUCGGGAGUCAGAAUAGUUAUGGUCGCAUGGAAUGGCCUUGUAGCUCUGUCUUGGGUAACAUAAUUUCUGCAAAGACAAGAAGUUCCUGUGUAGCAAAACAAGGCUGAAGUCUCACCAAAGCAACAUCAUCGAACACUUGUACAGUCGAGAUUUGGUCAGAAGUUGUAAAACCAGCCAACUUAACAGCAUCAGUUGUCGAAAGAGUUUUCAGCUCUUGAAUUAGAACAGGAAAAUUAUGGUUUCUCUGCUGAAAUUAAAGUGAUGGAUUUGGCAUGAUUUGUACGUCCUUGAGCAAUUAUUAUGAAACAAAUUACUUGUGUUUGUAA